Neoarius graeffei (lesser salmon catfish) is the source of this 3372-nucleotide messenger RNA. RefSeq names its product syntaxin 6 (gene stx6). Gene Ontology annotation, biological process: intracellular protein transport; vesicle fusion; Golgi vesicle transport. The transcript has 8 exons. Gene Ontology annotation, molecular function: SNAP receptor activity; SNARE binding. Lineage: Eukaryota; Metazoa; Chordata; Actinopteri; Siluriformes; Ariidae. Bases 296 to 1066 code for a protein of 256 amino acids. The record is from RefSeq and is a predicted model, not a curated record. Gene Ontology annotation, cellular component: synaptic vesicle membrane; SNARE complex; endomembrane system.
AGAACAUUAGUUUCUUGCUUUGACCACAGAACAUCAACAAAACCUUUUUUUUUUUAAUGUUCCAUUUUCUAAGCCUUCGCAUACAGAAGGAAAGAAUACGGUCUAACCUUUGACCCGGAUGUAGAAUGUGUGAGAGUAAUGGCGUUGUAGUGGAGUGGGUUUCUGUUUCUCAUGUAAAUAACACACACAUCCACUCGCUUGUUCAUGAUCUUGACAGGACACACGAGAAGAACAGCUGAAUUUCAGGGCAUGUUUUUUUUCAUAUAAACGGGUUUUUUUGUGUGUGAACAGCGUCAUGUCGAUGGAAGACCCGUUUUUUGUUGUGAAAGGGGAGGUCCAGAAGGCUGUGAACACUGCCCAGGGUCUGUAUCAGAGAUGGACUGAGCUACUGCAGGAUCCUGGCAGUGCCACGAAGGAGGAGAUCGACUGGACCACCAAUGAACUGAGGAACAGCUUAAGGUCUAUUGAGUGGGAUUUGGAGGACUUGGAUGAGACCAUUAGUAUUGUGGAAGCAAAUCCACGGAAGUUCAAUCUUGAUUCUGUGGAGCUGAACAAGCGGAAAGCUUUCAUCACCAGCACAAGACAGACUGUCAAGGAGAUGAAAGAUCAAAUGGCAAGUCCAAUGGCUAUGUCCCUGUCAGACAAGAAAAACAGACAGACUCUGAUGGGAGAUGGAGGGUCUCGUGGGCCAAUCUGGCAACCAGGAGGAGAUAAAUACACACGUCUGGACCGAGAACUGCAGUCAGCCAACUCGCAGUUUAUUGAGGAGCAACAAACUCAGCAACAGCUCAUAGCGGAGCAGCAGGACGAGCAGUUGGAACUGGUGUCGGGGACCAUUGGUGUAUUAAAGAACAUGUCUGAACGUAUUGGACAGGAGUUGGAUGAACAGGCCGUAAUGCUGGAUGAUUUUGGCCAUGAGAUGGACAACACCCAGUCCAGGUUGGAUAAUGUGAUGAAGAAGCUGGCUAAAGUUUCACACAUGACUAGUGAUCGGCGACAGUGGUGUGCUAUUGGCGUUUUGUUGGCCAUCCUGUUCGUUGUGAUCCUCCUCCUCAUUGUUCUGUGAACAGCACUCCGUUCCCAGCCACUACAGCUUUCCUCAUUCCAACCGAAGGAUUGACUAAAACAAAGGUGUUUUAUGGAAAGGAAAUCACCUUUGUCUCCACUCAUUCAGUCAUACUCUUACCUGCUGAGUAUUGCAUUUUCUUCUGCCACUCCAAAAUACUACCUGUGUGGUACUUUAGCUUGUUUAUCUGUAAAUAUGUGUAGAUUUUGUUUGGUCUCUUUUUUUUUUUUUUUUUCUUUUUUAAACCAAGUGUUUUGGUGAAAGCUCAAGUGGCUUCUAGUUGUGCAGUCUGCAUCACUUACAUUUUCUGUAAGUGUGUUAGUACAAGAGGAAAAAGGAAAUCUUGAAAUUAGUGUCCUGGGUCAGGGUAAAACUUCAUCUUGCUACUUUUAACUUUGUCUCAUUAAUGCUUCAGAAUGAUUUAUUGAAGUAAUAAUGGGCUUAGUUUUCCAUAUGAAAAUUCGAUAGGGAUAAUAUAGAAUCUUUUGCUUCCUGUCCUGUUUGUUAACUGGUUUAUCAUGUACACCUGCUAUAUAGGUGCUGACCAUUUUCCAUCACCAAAAUAUCAGCACUGAUUCUUUUCUAAUGAUGGACAGAGAAAAGGGGGCUGACAGUGUACACAUCAACAGAUGAAUUACAGUUAGCAGUUAUGUACCUACAGAGUGACCUGUAUGGUGGAUCUACCUGAUGAAAGGGCCAGUAAGUGUACCGUAGGUACAGCUUAGACGUACCUAAUAAACUAACAGCUCCGUUAUGAUUCUAACGGUUAUUAUUAAUAACUAAUGACACUAACCAUACUUAACACUGGGGUUUCUUUAUUUGGAAUAAGAUUUAUUUUCGAAGCGGGUGUUUGAUUAACAGCACUAAUGAUGAAGUUAACCAUUUUCUUAUAUCAUCACUUUCCAAGUGCUUAUGAUUUCUUUUGGUCCUGUCUCAGUUUAUAGUAGAUGAUUUAGUUCAGGCUGAAUGAAAUUGAUUGAACGAUCUUGCCUGCAAACUAUUUAUGACAUACUUUGAGCAUCUUUGCUUGUGAGGUCAGUUGUAACGAAUAUAGUACCGAACAGUUAGCAGAAGAUUAGUGGUCCUACUGCAUAAAUAUCAAUUUGCUUCAAGCGAUGCUGAAGAGAUGUAGCUUUUUGAUUUAAAAACACACCCGCUGGGCAUCUUCCCCUGAUCGUUGUCCUUCUAGAGCACUUGGACCUAAUAGUGGAACAGCAGGAGGAACAUUACAAACAAAACAUUAAGUGAGGUUCAGACAGUUCAGGAACUAUAAUCACACAUCGAUGACAACUUUAUGGGUUAAAACACUACUUUAUGUUCAUCACUUUAUGUUCCUCAUUUUAGCAAGCGCAGCAGUGCAGUUCUGACAAAGUCAAAUGUGAGGAAAAAAGAAACCGUUUGCGGGUAAAACUGAAAACUGGCGUAAUUCAGCUGUUUAUUCUACAUGGUAAGAUGAAUUAAAUUCAUUUUUAUUCUUCAAACUAUUCAGCUUAAAUUUUUAAAAAGCACAUCGGAGUGCUCAUUUCAGUUCUGUCUUUCUGACUUUGUACAAUGUAUUUAAAAAAAGCUGAUAUAAACACCUCAAAUGUAUAGGAUUACUUUUUAAGGAGAAAUAAGGAGCUAUUCCUACUACAAAUAAAUGACAAAAUAAAUACACUGCGCCUUUUUCCACUGCAGCUACCAAACAUUUUGAAAACUGAAACUGUGCCUUUUUUUUUUUUUUUUUCUUUAAUUGGCCUCCAGUUCAGUAACAAAGGUUCCAGAUUUUGGAUGUCUGCUGAGGAUGAGCAUGUAACACCGUUUACACACACUAACUCAGAUUGGCCAUUUUUAACAAUGUGUCUUCUAACCUGGUCAGUUUAUGUUGAGCACUUGAUCAAAGUUAAUGAAGUUUUUUCCCUUCAUGUUCAAAGCAUUAAAACACACUGUGGACUAUGAUGUCAUUCCUUUUACUACCUUCACUGGUAGAAUUCCAGUUCUUUCUUAAGUCGGUGGAAAUUAAACUGGCAACCAGGUGUAAUUUCUUUCUUAGGUCCUCGUUUAAAGUCGAUCCUAAACUUAGCAUGGUAGAGAGUUUCACUUUCCCUACUGACAUUUUUAAGGUACAUUUGUAAAUAGAAGUGUGUAUUUUGAUCAUAGAGUAAACUAUUGGUACACAGAGUGGUGUAUUUUACCAUCACAAACCAAGCAGGAACAUAAUCUGACAUAAACAAAUCACUACGUCCAUGACUGAGAUGCAGGAUUAGACCUCAGUGUAAUAUUUUUCAAAUAAGGUUUAUUUCUUGAGCUAGUAAUUUUUUUUUUUU